Molecule: messenger RNA, 3578 nt
Organism: Meriones unguiculatus (Mongolian gerbil)
Lineage: Eukaryota; Metazoa; Chordata; Mammalia; Rodentia; Muridae
Gene: Slc27a6
Product: solute carrier family 27 member 6
Exons: 11
Coding region: 1020-2879 (619 amino acids)
Molecular function (GO): long-chain fatty acid transmembrane transporter activity; long-chain fatty acid-CoA ligase activity
Source: RefSeq, a predicted model, not a curated record
CUGAUUGAAUGGGGAGAAAGGGAAGGCAGCCACAGACGUAAAGAGCCAUGGGACAUGACAUAUACCCCUCAAGAGCGGCAGCAGGAUGUAUUCCUCUCUUCAUGUUUAACACCAGCCCAGUGUGCCUUUGACAGCAGCAGCAUGUGCAGAUCCUAUGUGAAGGUCAGUGAAAAGACGCGUAUUAUCAUGAGUGCCAGCAGAAUGAAGAAUGCAAUCAGGUUUAAUUCUUUCUAAUCCGCGGAUGUGUGUACAAUAGUAAUUCUCCAGGUUAGCCGACGCAGAGGGUGCCAUUGUUCUUCCAUGAUUUCUGACGAAUAGGAAAGGGACAAGGAGAAUUUCAACCCAAAAGAUGCAGAUCUGAGUUGCUUGUUGCUUUUGUCUUUGGGACUUUUUUUUGCUUUUACAUUUCAAGCGUCAGCACUGCGUGGGACACUUCAGACCAAAGGUAAUUCAGUGCAGGCGUAUUAAAAACUAGCUGUCACCCAGAAUAUCACCAGCUUACCAGAUCUGCACCGAAUUAGCACACAUGUGCAAAUGUCGUGACUUCCCCUGCAUAACAGGAAGCCAAGUGAGGACAAACGUCUCCAGCAGAAAAGCGCUUGUGAAACAUCUGAUGAAAUAAACAUGAAGCACAAUUAAAUAAAAAAAAAAAAAAAAAAAAAAAAAAAAAAAAAAAAAAAAAAAACUCAGGCAAGGAAGAUGAUUUGGUGGUUGACACUGUGUCUUAUACAACUGUGAGGACCUCCGUUUGAACGCCAGGAGUCACAUAAAAAGCCGGUUACAUACACCAAAGACUCAGGGUUCUGCUCCACAGCUGCCUCUCACCCAGCGUUCCAAGCCUUAUCAGCAGAAAUCCGUGGCCUUCUGGGUGAAAACCUUUGACUUCUUUCACAGGAUACAGAAAGACAAACCUGAGCCAGAAAUACAGGUGGCAGACAGCCUCUCAGCUUUCAGGACAGGGUAUUCCAGGACAAGAAAGGUGAAGCUCCUGGAGAAGGGACCAUCGGGUCUGAGUGCUCAUGCUUCUGUCGUGGUUCACAGGAUUUGGGGCUGGACUGCUCUUCCUGCACUUCUUGCAGAAACUUCUGUUCCCGUACUUCUGGGAUGAUUUGCGGUUCCUGCUGAAGGUGGUGCGCUAUGGGAUUAAGAUGGAGAUGUACAGACUGAGAGGGGAGCUCGUCACGGUGCUGGAUAAGUUCCUGAGCCACGCCAGGAGGCAACCCCAGAAGGCCUUCAUCAUUUAUGAGGGGGUCGUCUACACCUAUGAGGAUGUGGACAAGAGGAGCAGCAGAGUAGCCCGCGCCUUGCUGAAGCACUCCUCGCUGAAAAGGGGGGACGUCGUGGCUUUGUUGAUGAGCAACGAGCCGGACUUCGUCCACGUGUGGUUUGGCCUGGCUAAACUGGGCUGCGUGGUGGCCUUCCUCAACUCCAACCUUCGCUCCAAUUCCCUCCUCCACUGUGUCCGCACCUGCGAGCCCACUGCUGUGGUGGUUGGCGGAGAUUUGCUUGGAAGCAUAGAAGAAAUCCUUCCCAGCCUCCCCAAACAUGUCAGUGUUUGGGGAAUGAAGGAUUCUGUUCCACAAGGUGUAGUUUCCCUCAAAGAAAAGCUGAGUCUCGUCUCUGAUGAGCCAGUACCACCAAGCUAUCAUGUCACCUCAAGCCUCAAGUCUACUUGCCUCUAUAUUUUUACCUCUGGAACAACAGGUCUACCCAAAGCAGCUGUGAUUAGUCAGUUGCAGGUGUUGAAGGGCUCUGUAGGGCUAUGGGCUUUUGGCUGCACAGCUGAUGACAUUGUUUAUGUAACUCUCCCACUGUACCAUAGCUCAGGGGCUCUCCUGGGAAUUGGUGGAUGUGUUGAGCUGGGUGCCACAUGUGUGUUAAAGAAGAAAUUCUCUGCAAGCCAGUUUUGGGAUGAUUGCAAGAAGUACAAUGUGACUGUGUUUCAGUACAUUGGGGAACUUUGCCGUUAUCUGUGCAAACAACCUCAGAGAGAAGGGGAAAAGGACCAUCGGGUGCGUUUGGCAGUCGGAAAUGGUAUGAACAGCGAAGUGUGGAGACAAUUUUUAGAUAGAUUCGGAAAUAUCAAAAUGUGUGAAUUUUACGGAGCUACGGAAGGAAACAUAAUUUUCAUGAACCACACUGGCAAGAUUGGAUCAGUUGGGAGGACAAACUUCUUUUACAAACUUUUUUUUGUUUUUGAGUUGAUAAAGUAUGACUUCCAGAAAGAUGAGCCACUGAGGAAUGAACAAGGCUGGUGCUACUGUGUGAAAAAAGGCGAACCUGGUCUUCUCAUUUCUCGUGUGAACAUGAAGAAUCCCUUCUUUGGCUACACAGGCUCUUACAGGCACACGCAAAGCAAGCUGCUUCUUGAUGUUUUUAGGAAGGGAGACGUUUACUUCAAUACAGGAGACCUAAUGGUUCAAGAUCAUGAGAACUUCCUUUACUUUUGGGACCGUGUUGGAGACACUUUCAGGUGGAAAGGAGAAAACGUGGCGACCACAGAGGUCGCGGAUGUGAUUGGGAGGUUGGACUUCAUACAGGAAGCAAAUGUGUACGGCGUGCCUGUGCCAGGCUAUGAAGGAAAAGCAGGGAUGACGUCUAUUAUUCUAAAACCAAACAAGCCUUUUGACUUACAAAAAAUUUAUGACCAAGUCUCCUCAUCUCUACCAGCCUAUGCCUGCCCACGAUUUUUAAGAAUUCAGGACAAAAUGGAAACAACAGGGACAUUCAAGCUAAAGAAGUUACAGCUGGUAGAAGACGGAUUUAAUCCCCUGAAGAUUUCUGACCCACUCUACUUUAUGGAUAACUUGAAAAAAUCUUAUGUUCCACUGACCAAAGAGAUUUAUAAUCAGAUAAUGUUAGAGGAGCUUAAACUUUAAGGCUGUAUUUAUGGGACUUUGAUGGCUUCCUGGGAAAGAUGAAGGAAGAUUCAUGCGCUCCCUGACUGACAGUCAGGAGGGGUUCCUUUCAUAACUCAAUCAUAAACUGGAAAGCACUGAAGAAUUCAUUUUAUAUACCUAAGCUGUCAAGGCCCACACUUCUCAGCACAGUGAGCCGUGAAGAAGGAGAUGUUCACCCCAGGGUCUUGAGGCUGACUUGAGGAUGCUGCUAACAGCUGCUGCCCAGGACCACCAGAAAGCAGCACACUGCACAGCAUGUGCCCAGAAUGAGAACACAGUUCAAAGUACAGUGACUUGGGAAGUAAAAGCACCUGAGUCUGGGACUCUAACAAAUAUGCUGAUUUACUCUGAAGCAGAGAUGGGGAAGUAGUGUUCAUCAUAUGCUGUAUUUCCUUCUCAAGCUUAAAAUUCCUUAAGUUUAAUAAGGCUUAAGAUUGCUUGAACUAUUGUAAACUUUGGCUGACUUUUUCCUUAAUUUGAAGAUUCAGUAAAUAAAUACUUGCCUUAAUAUUGAAGAUUUUAUGUAGGAUAAUAUGUAAGCAGUUAACAGUUUAAUCACUUAAAAUACUUUCUAAUAUGUAACGAUUCUAGUUGUCAACGAAUAGUAAAAUUUUUACUCAGUUUAUUUUUAUGUUCUCUAUCUUGUAACUCAAUAAAACAAACUUUAUUAUUAUGUGA